AUUCCUGUCUGCUCCCCAUCCCGCAACAACCUGGAGGAGAGAGCGCACAGCUACAUCACUGCCCCUGCCUCCUCCUCCUCCUCACAGCGUUGGUCGCCAUCCAUCUCUUCUCCUCCUGUACCAUAACAGAUGGUGGGAACAACAUUGCAUCCUCGGGUACCACAACAAUAGACCGCAGCAUCCAGUCCAGACAACACUGGCCUUGCACCAUUAUGCUCCUAGUGCAGGGCUGCAUGAGGCUGUGAGUGCCGUCGUGAUUUAUUUCACGCGGUACCAUCAACACGGCCACGGAGGAACCUUCUAGCGACUAUUUGGGCUCUCCAUCGAGUGGGGAAGAUGGCCGCUAUGAAAAUAUUGACCAGCACGGGGCUCUUCUUGGCGUUCUGUGCACUGGGGCUGCUUGCCAUGGCGAUUUGCACCGAUUACUGGUACGAGACCGACGCUAGGAGACAUCGAGAGAGGUGUAAAAACUAUGCCAACAAGCGAAACGACCCAGGGUACAUCUACAUUUCAAACCACAACCUCCCCCUCCAGAUGCCUCCAAAGAGCCUGGAGAGGAAAGGUAACGGCCCAGAUGCUGGUGUUCUCAUCAGAAGGAAGCGGCACUUUCUGGCCGCAGCGUCGGCCAUGGAGUCUCAUUGCAGCCGGCAGUUUAACUCCACCAUCUCCGGGCUUUGGAGGAAGUGUCACCGGGAAGGAUUCGACCUGGAAACCGAGGACCUUAUUUACAAAGGAAUAAUUCAAAGAUGUACACCAGUCAAGUAUCACUACUCUUCGUCUGUCCUACCACGAAAUUUACCCAUCAACAUCACAAAGACCAUACGACAGGAUGAGUGGCAUGCACUCCAUCUAAGAAGAAUGACGGCUGGCUUUGUGGGAAUGGCUGUGUCCAUUAUUCUUUUUGGCUGGAUUGUUGGAGUGCUGGGAUGCUGCCAGCAGCAUGACCUCAUGCAAUAUGUAGCUGGGCUACUCUUUCUCAUGGGAGGAACAUGCUGCAUCAUCUCCUUGUGCACAUGUGUGGCAGGAAUCAACUUUGAGUUAUCCCGCUACCCCCGCUACCUGUAUGGCCUCCCAGAGGACAUUAGCCAUGGCUAUGGCUGGUCCAUGUUUUGUGCCUGGGGGGGCCUCGGUCUCACAUUGCUGGCUGGCUUCCUGUGCACCUUGGCCCCCUCCCUGAGCACACCAACCCGUACAACAACCCACAAGCCGAGGCAAGAGAAUGGAACCGUGUGACAGGACCGUGGCGUCGUGAGGCGACUUACCCGCGGAACGCACAAACCACACCCUUCCAACCUUGAUGUUUAACUCUGAAACAGUUUUUGUCUGAUCACCAUCUCACACCGCCCUCGACAUCACGAUCCCCCGUCAAUGUUCAGUGUGCCUGAAUUGUGACAGAAGGAGCAAACUAACACACCUAAUCUCAAAAAUCCCAGAGGGACCUCCAGGAACAACGAGCGUUACACCUACAGUGACAUAUCACUGAGGCACGGCUCGCUUAACACAAAUAAGACUUUGUUUGGUUCAGAUUUUUGACCUGCUGACUUUACAGUGAUCUAAAGUUGACUGUUUUCUCUAAAGAGAAUUUGUCUUAAAAUGGUGCUCUCUUAUAUACAUAAAGCUACAUACACACCCGCAUAGCACACACACACACACACACUCACACACAUGCACACAAAUACACUAACUUUUCCACACAUGCCCAAUUAUUCUGGAAGAAUCAUGAGAGAAAUCCUUGAAAAGAAACAAAAACACAAACAUUAGGCAUCCUGUCAGCAUUCCUCUUUCAUUCGAGUGAUGUGUGCUGUGUUAUUGUUCGUAAUGAAAAAAAAAAAAAUCUGGCAUUGACUGCCCAUUGCUUAUCUUUAGUGUAGCACACUUACUGAUAUCAGACAAGAACCCCAGGGGUAGAUGUCUGCAGCCUCUGCAGAGCAGAAAAUGGACCGUGUAAUGUGGUCAGUAUGAUAAAAUACAUGGUAAACAAGUCAAUUCACAUUGAAACGCAAACUGUUUCAUGCUUCUUAAAGAUUCUAUAUGUACAAAUGCAUCUCUGUGUAAACCCAGAUCAUUGUUUGUGUAAAAUAGAUUUUGAAUAAAAAUAUUUGUUUUCUUUGUUUAGAAGUAAAGAUGGUUGACAGUAUAGACGGGAUGAAAAGUUAAAGGACGGACCUAGAGGCAUGAGUCCAUGUUGGAUUCAGCAACAUUAAAGUAUUUUGUAGUACUUGAUGAAAAAGGAGUGAAAAGUAAAAGAAAGUAUUCGAUCACAAUGGCUGCUGAGCUGUGAUGUAGUUCUGCUGUGCUGUUACUGAUCUGACUGUUGUUUUCUGAGGAGAGAAAAACAAAAACCAAGUUGUGGAGGAAGUAUUUCAUUACUUCAUUGUUUACCUUUAACUUUAACAUCAGUGAGACUUUUUUAAAAGAAAGAAAAAAAAA
Monopterus albus (swamp eel) is the source of this 2430-nucleotide messenger RNA. RefSeq names its product transmembrane protein 276b (gene tmem276b). The record is from RefSeq and is a predicted model, not a curated record. NCBI's taxonomy places the organism in Eukaryota, Metazoa, Chordata, Actinopteri, Synbranchiformes, Synbranchidae. Gene Ontology annotation, cellular component: membrane. The coding region runs from base 337 to 1233 and encodes 298 amino acids. The transcript has 4 exons.